GAGCCGGAGUCAGGGCCGAGCGCGGCGGCGGAGCUGGGAGCGGGGAUCUGGGAGCCGGGAGCCGGGACCUAGCGGGCGAGGUUGGCGGCGGCGGCGCGGGAAGAUGGUGGCGGCGCUGGAGGUAGGAGCGACGGGCGCGGUGUCACCCGGCCGGCCUGCGGGGUCGUUGGCGCCGGCUGUCAGGCCAGCCCAGCGGAGCACAAUGAGCGCGCACUGAGCCGGCGCAGCCCUUCUCGAGCCGCCCCCCACGCCCGCCCACCAUGAACCCCUCGGAGGGGCCCGCGGAGGAGGCGGCGGCGGCCGGGGAGCUGAACGAGGCGGUGGAAGCCGACCUGGGGCGGCCCGCGAGCGACAGGGAGCCGCCGCGUCCGGGAGACCGACGCCCGCGGGCCCGCGCCCUCGAGGAGCCGCGCGCGCAGCCGGGGCCGCUGGAGGAGGAGGAGCGCGGGGAGAGCCUGGCGCGCUCGGCCAGCACGGAAAGCGGCUUCCACAACCACACGGACACGGCCGAGGGCGACGUGCUGGCCGCGGCCCGCGACGGCGACCGCGACGGCGACGGCGACGAGGCGGAGCGCGCGCAGGAGCCCGAGGACGAGAGCGCCUACGCCGUGCAGUUCCGGCCCGAAGCGGAGGAAUAUACGGAGCAGGCGGAGGCCGAGCACGCCGAGGCCACGCAGCGCCGCGCGCUGCCCAACCACCUGCACUUCCACUCGCUGGAGCACGAGGAGGCCAUGAACGCGGCCUACUCGGGCUACGUCUACACGCACCGGCUCUUCCCGCGCGGCGGCGACGGGGACGACGAGCCCUACGCCGAGCCGUACGCCGACUACGGCGGCCUGCAGGAGCACGUGUACGAGGAGAUCGGCGACGCGCCCGAGCUGGAGGCGCGCGCCGGGCUGCGGCUGUUCGAGCGCGACGAGGCGGCCGCCUACCGCCAGGAGGCGCUGGGCGCCCGGCUGCACCACUACGACGAGCGCUCGGACGGCGAGUCCGACAGCCCCGAGAAGGAGGCGGAGUUCGCGCCCUACCCGCGCAUGGACAGCUACGAGCAGGAGGAGGACAUCGACCAGAUAGUGGCCGAGGUCAAGCAGAGCAUGAGCUCGCACAGCCUGGACAAGGCGGCCGAGGACAUGCCCGAGGCGGAGCAGGACCUGGAGCGCGCCCCCAGCCCCGGAGGGGACCCCGGCGGGGACGCGGGCAGCCCGGAGCCGCGGCGGGCUGCGGGCUCGGCGGGCGGGGACCCCGCGGCCCCGCGCUACAGCCAGGAGAAGCGGGACGCCAUCUCGCUGGCCAUCAAGGACAUCAAGGAGGCCAUCGAGGAGGUGAAAACCAGGACCGUGCGUUCGCCUUACACCCCCGACGAACCCAAAGAGCCCAUCUGGGUCAUGCGGCAGGACAUCAGCCCCACUCGGGACUGCGACGACCCCAGGCUGCCUGAUGCAGAUGCGGAUUCUCCAUCUCCUGGCAGCUCCUCACCCCUGGGUGCAGAGUCUUCAAGCAUACCCCUUCAUCCCAGCGACCCUACAGAGGCCUCCACCAACAAGGAGUCAAGAAAAAGUUUGGCUUCCUUCCCAACCUAUGUUGAAGUUCCAGGACCCUGUGACCCUGAAGACUUGAUCGAUGGAAUCAUUUUUGCUGCCAACUACCUUGGCUCCACCCAGUUGCUCUCAGACAAAACUCCCUCCAAAAAUGUGCGCAUGAUGCAGGCCCAGGAAGCGGUGAGCAGGAUCAAGAUGGCCCAGAAAUUAGCCAAAAGCAGGAAGAAGGCCCCCGAAGGCGAGUCUCAGCCCAUGACUGAGGUUGAUCUCUUCAUCUCCACCCAGAGAAUCAAAGUGCUGAACGCCGACACACAGGAGACAAUGAUGGACCACCCGCUGAGAACCAUCUCCUACAUUGCUGACAUUGGCAACAUCGUGGUGCUGAUGGCACGCCGGCGCAUGCCCCGCUCCAACUCCCAGGAGAAUGUGGAGGCCUCGCACCCUGCACAGGAUGGCAAGCGGCAGUACAAGAUGGUCUGCCAUGUGUUCGAGUCCGAGGAUGCGCAGCUGAUCGCACAGUCCAUCGGGCAGGCAUUCAGCGUGGCCUACCAGGAGUUCCUCCGGGCCAACGGCAUCAACCCCGAGGACCUCAGCCAGAAGGAGUACAGCGACCUGCUCAACACCCAGGACAUGUACAACGAUGACCUGAUCCACUUCUCCAAGUCGGAGAACUGCAAAGAUGUUUUCAUCGAGAAGCAAAAAGGAGAGAUCCUGGGUGUGGUGAUUGUGGAGUCUGGCUGGGGCUCCAUUUUGCCCACUGUGAUCAUAGCCAACAUGAUGCAUGGGGGCCCUGCAGAGAAGUCGGGGAAGCUCAACAUCGGGGAUCAGAUCAUGUCCAUCAAUGGCACCAGCCUGGUGGGCCUACCUCUGUCCACCUGCCAGAGCAUCAUCAAGGGCCUGAAGAACCAGUCCCGGGUGAAGCUGAACAUCGUGCGCUGUCCUCCAGUCACGACUGUGCUCAUCCGGAGGCCUGACCUGCGCUACCAGCUGGGCUUCAGUGUCCAGAACGGGAUCAUCUGCAGCCUCAUGCGUGGAGGUAUCGCUGAGCGGGGCGGCGUGCGUGUGGGGCACCGCAUCAUCGAGAUCAAUGGGCAGAGCGUGGUUGCCACACCCCACGAGAAGAUCGUCCACAUCCUCUCCAACGCCGUGGGGGAGCAGAUCCACAUGAAGACCAUGCCGGCCGCCAUGUACAGACUGCUGACGGCACAGGAGCAGCCCGUGUACAUCUGAGUUGCCGCCCACAUCUGCAUGGAGGACCCCCCUCGCUUGUGGUUGUGUUUCUCGUGCUGCGUCCGUGUGUCCACUGAGGCCUCGCCCUCGCACCCAGCACUCGCCCCACACAGGAAGAAAGGCAGCUGCAAAGGCCUCUUUGCUCCCUGUCUCUGCCCAGUUUUUUUUUUUUUCCUAACACCAAGGACGUUCCAUCUGCACUCACUUGAGCCAGCACCCACCCACCAGGUUUCCACCCAGGACCUUCCAAGGGGGGCAGCUGCUGCCCGGGGCAGGGAGGAAGCUGAUUCAGCAGUGCCUAAAUGCCAUCACCCAAGUCCUCCUGACCGUUCACAGCCACCCUGUCCACAUUGUCAAGCCUGGAGCUUCUGAGCUGACCUCCACAGCUCCUUUUGCUUUCCGUCACACUUCUGUUUUCUGGUCGGGGCCUUAUCACCGAGGAACAGGAAGGUAGCUGUCUCUGACAAUUACAGGCUGCAGAGGGCUCAGCCCUUUCUGCUGGUCUCCUGAAGUAGAGAUAUCCCCCCUCACUUGCUGAUCAUCUUCCCCUCCUCCCCAUGACGUGAAGCACAAUGUUCCCUGAAAAGCCCACUUCAAGGGGGAGGAAGACGGUCCCUUUCCUGGAGAGGUCAGCCCCCAAGGGCCAGGAAGCCCCGUGCUGUGUCUGGCAGUGGUCUUGCUCUGCCCACACACACUCUCAGCCUCUGGGAAAGGUGGACGCUCCCCUUUAAAGACAAAGAUCUGGGCACAUCCUGGUCUGCUUCCUGGCCCCGGGGAAGCACCCUCGGUGUCCCCCAGAAAUGUCCUCUGCCUGCUUUGUGGGCUGAGGGUUUGCAGCUGGCAUGGGGAGUUUCCACCAGGUGUCUCCUUCCUGGGGCCUGUCUCAGCUGAGUGCAGAUAUUUUUGGUAAUAUGACUCUUCUGAGCCAGUCUUCACAUACUCUUGGUCCAAAGAGCACUUUGUUUUUUUCAUGUUUGGGUGGGUUGUGGCUUGGCUUGGUUUUUGUUCUGUUCUGUUCAUGACCUCAGUAGAGACAGGGGAAGAGAAGUGAAUAUAUUUUGUAAAAAUUAAUAUAGCCCUGUUCUCUGCAUCCAGGAUAUCUAUGUUGUGUCUGUGGAAACAGGAAUGCGGGCAAGCAUACGUGGGUAGUAAGUAUCUAUAGAUGUUGGGGGAGGGAGAGAAUGACUAGGAAGAGGAGGGACUUCCAACCCCCAGAGCCCUGUAGCCUGACCCUCAGGCUCUAACUUCCCUCAGCUCCUGCAUAGGUAGUGGGGGGGGGGGGGGAGACAGCACUUUCUCAAGGGGAGUCAGGCCCCCUGCGUGUCUUUCAAGCCCAGUGCCUAGCGGGGGAGACCUAGUAGAAGUGUAAGGAGCCUGGGACCCAGCUCCAGACUCAGUUUCCCUUCCCAUGGCAGCCAAACAGAGAGUCACACAGGAAGGAAGUGUCCUUCUGUCGGCUCCGAGUAACCACCUGCCCACAGAGGCUGUGACUCAGCCAGCACAGCGGCAUGCACCCUCCCAACUACUGAUAAUUUAAAUGAUGUUUACCCAGAGGGAGAUGAGAAUAUACUUUGCUAUUGCACAAAAAAAGAAUCUUGGAAACUGAGUUGACACAGUCGACUGCUACACACUCCCAGAAAAAUGAGCACAUUCCCUGCUAAGGAAGAAGACUAUCUGUUUCACCUGCCUGCGUGUUCAGGGUGGCUGGGCUCCAUGGAAGCGUGCUCUUCCUCCUCAGGCCCCUGCCGGAUGGAGGGAGUUAACCUGCGCUGGGUUAAAAAGGAGAUAGGAUCUUCACCUCCCUGAGUGUUUGGAGGCCAUGUGGACAUGGUGGGCUGCUGCUUGCUGAUCCCUCCCCCCACCCCCAGCAUAUAGUUAACGUUGAGUACUGUAAGGGGCCCUGUAACAGCCUAUAUGCAUGUGGCAGCCUUCCCAGACCUCCUCCAGCGAAGAGACACUCGCUGUUCCACUAGGGCACACAGCUGACUCUGCUUUGGGGACAGAUACCCAGCCAGGAUGCACCAGAACAUACCCUGACUUCUCAAACGCAGGCCUUUCAGGGAGCCGUCAUCAGCCUCGGGUUCCUGAGAGAAGCCCCCAUCCCCAGAGGCUAAUUCCCAGAGUCCUUCCCCCUCACCACAGUGGGCUCUGGGGGCUGCCGUGUCUUUGCAGAUGGGUCUGUGCUCCACACCGGCCUCAGCCCCAGAGUAACUACUACCUCCCCUGUUGCUCCCAACACCCCCAUGGCCCUUCCCCACACCCCCAUCCAUGAGCCCUUCUUGGGUCUCUGGACCCAGUGGUGUGGCUGCUACCAAUGUUUACAACCAAGGCCCACCUCCUCUGAGAAGUGGCUGCUCGCCCCCAACAAGACCACUUGUUGGUUCGGAUUUCUUGUCUGUCUGCUCCCUCCCCGGUUUUAGCAUGGGACCCUGUGGGGAGCCAGCUCCCUGCACAGUGGGCACAGCCCCCAGAGUGCGGGUGCAGGACUCCUGUUCUGAAAAUAGGGUGGACACACACAGCCUGCUGCAAAGUGCCGGGAGAAGGAUAGUAUUGUAUUUGUAAUGAUAGCAUUCUUUGUAUACACGGAACUCGAUGAUCUCUAUAUAUAAAGUAUAAAUAAAUAUAUAAAUAAAAGAUAUAUACACGUGAGCCCGGAAUGUCGACGCCACACACCCACUGAAUGUACCUCCUCUGACAGUCUGGCCCCCCUGGGCCUACCCGUCCCCCCUCCUCCGCACCGUUUUGGGGGUUGUGAUGUACUUACUGUGCUAUCUCCCUUAACUGAACGCUAAUGUCUGUGAGAGUUGCAACAAUAAAGGAGAACUUCACCUCUUG
This is a messenger RNA of Erinaceus europaeus (western European hedgehog), 5603 nucleotides long. It is a transcript of the gene APBA1, whose product is annotated as amyloid beta precursor protein binding family A member 1. Gene Ontology annotation, biological process: chemical synaptic transmission. Bases 261 to 2768 code for a protein of 835 amino acids. The record is from RefSeq and is a predicted model, not a curated record. The transcript has 13 exons. NCBI's taxonomy places the organism in Eukaryota, Metazoa, Chordata, Mammalia, Eulipotyphla, Erinaceidae. Gene Ontology annotation, molecular function: protein binding; amyloid-beta binding. Gene Ontology annotation, cellular component: plasma membrane; cytoplasm; dendritic spine.